GAAGUAGUAGAUCGUGUAAUCUUUCAUACGUUCUGAUUACGCUUAGAAGGGUGUGACAAAGUGUUGAUUGUUAUAUUUAUUAUUUUCUACAAGAUGGGUGAACCUACAGGAUUAACAAAUAGUGAAACACGUGAACUGUGUAAAGAACCUGAUCCUGCAACGAAUGGUUACUUUGUGCAACAAACAAUGUAUCGUAUUAAAGAUCCAAGAAUAUCAUUACCAUUUUAUACCGAAGUACUCGGUAUGCAUUUAUUACAGAAAAUUGAUUUUCCUGAGACCAAACUCUCUUGGUAUCUUUUGGGAUAUGAGAAUCCUAAGGAAAUACCUACUGAUAAAAGAGAAAGUAUUGAAUGGACAUUUAGCCGUAGAGCUACUAUAGGACUUGCUCAUAACUGGGGAACAGAAACUGAUCCUGAUACCAAAUUUCAUAAUGGAAAUUCAAAUCCUCAAGGAUUUGGUCAUAUUGGAAUUGCAGUACCUGAUAUUGAAAAAGCAUGUGAAAGAUUUGAAAGAUUAAAUGUUACAUUUGUAAAGAAACUAAACAAUACUAGGUUAAAAGGAUAUGCUAUGAUCAAAGAUCCAGAUGAUUAUUGGAUUGAAAUUAUAAGUUCAACGAGUAUUGCAAAUAUAGUAUUAAAUCAUUAAUGUUUAUUA
This is a messenger RNA of Osmia bicornis bicornis, 654 nucleotides long. RefSeq names its product lactoylglutathione lyase. Bases 94 to 645 code for a protein of 183 amino acids. Lineage: Eukaryota; Metazoa; Arthropoda; Insecta; Hymenoptera; Megachilidae. The record is from RefSeq and is a predicted model, not a curated record. The transcript has 4 exons. Gene Ontology annotation, molecular function: lactoylglutathione lyase activity; metal ion binding.